AUGGAGAGUGAAACCGCAUUACCGCCCACGUUACCAGUCGCAAAUCCCACAGCACCUUUCUGGCGCACUGAGCUCCAUCAGCUUGAUGACCUGCGAACUACGCCAGAGCUGCCUCAGCGGAGCGAUAUCGUAAUCAUUGGCGCAGGAUACUCUGGAAUAAGCCUCGCGUACCACCUCUAUAAACAGCUUUCUCACGCCGACCAAUCUCGCCCCGCAAUUACCAUCUUGGAAGCAAGGCAGAUAUGCUCAGGAGCUACCGGCCGUAACGGCGGCCACUUGCGUCCUGACCUGUACGGAAAUAUCCCCAAGCAUAUCGAAAGACACGGCCUUGAUGCCGGUGCUGAGGUCGCAAAUUUCGAGAUCGCGCACAUAAAAGCUCUCAAGACCCUGAUAGCCGAGGAAGAUAUUGAUUGUGACCUGAACUUGACGAGAUGUAUGAACGUUUACCUGAAUGAAGCCGACGGUGAAAAAGCAAGGAAGACAUAUGAAGCGCUCGUUGCUCACGGUCUUGAGUACACCUCUGACAUCCAUUAUACCUCCAAGAAAUACGCGGAGAAGAUCUCCGGAGUCAAAGGCGCGAAAGCGUGUAUUUCCUACACGGCAGGUACUCUAUGGCCUUAUAAGCUGGUCUUAGGGCUGCUCUCAAAAAUCACAAGCUCGCCCAUGAUCAACGUGCAAACAUUCACUCCUGUCACGUCAGUGACCAGCAAGGAUGGCCUCCAUUCCGUCCACACGCCGCGAGGGUCCAUUACCGCGUCAAAGGUGGUAUACGCAACUAAUGCAUACACUUCCGGACUACUUCCCCAGUAUUCUGCGAAUAUCGUCCCUUGCCGAGGGAUCUGCUGUCACAUUACAGUUCCGGAUGGCAAGGAUGCCCCAUUUCUACCAUAUUCGUAUCUUAUUAGGUCUGCCGAGGGCAAUGGGCAAAGCUACCUAAUCACCCGCCCAGAUGGAAGUAUCAUUGUUGGUGGCGCUCAGUACACAUUUGAAGAAGACAGGAAACAGUGGUAUAAGGUAAUUGAUGAUAGCACGCUUAUCGAACCAGCAAAGAACUACUAUGACGAUUUCAUGCAACGCACUUUCAGGGGCUGGGAAGAAAGCGGCGCGUACGUCAAAGAGAUCUGGACUGGCAUUAUGGGAUACGCCUAUGACUCAUCCCCUCACGUUGGCGAAGUUCCUGACCAGCCUGGUCGAUAUAUAUGCGCGGGGUACGAUGGGCAUGGUAUGCCGGUUAUUUUCCUUGCCACCAAAGGGCUUGCAGACAUGAUUUUGAAGGGACGCACUUAUGAGGAUACCGGCCUCCCUCGGGUCUUCAAGUCAACGGCCCAGAGACUCCAAAGAGCAGCCGGUGGUCGUGAAGGUGGGGAUAUAUUCGCAUAA
Molecule: messenger RNA, 1380 nt
Organism: Aspergillus nidulans FGSC A4
Lineage: Eukaryota; Fungi; Ascomycota; Eurotiomycetes; Eurotiales; Aspergillaceae
Product: NAD(P)/FAD-dependent oxidoreductase
Exons: 4
Coding region: 1-1380 (459 amino acids)
Source: RefSeq, a predicted model, not a curated record